Messenger RNA from Hibiscus syriacus, 1564 nucleotides. Its product is annotated as transcription elongation factor TFIIS-like. Gene Ontology annotation, molecular function: zinc ion binding; nucleic acid binding. Gene Ontology annotation, biological process: DNA-templated transcription; transcription elongation by RNA polymerase II. Lineage: Eukaryota; Viridiplantae; Streptophyta; Magnoliopsida; Malvales; Malvaceae. The record is from RefSeq and is a predicted model, not a curated record. Bases 107 to 1195 code for a protein of 362 amino acids. Gene Ontology annotation, cellular component: nucleus. The transcript is spliced from 2 exons.
UCCUUUUCCAUCCCCCCCCCCUCUCGUCAAAAACAUCCCUCACCAAAAAAUAUAGUGAAGGAGAGGAAUUCCACCAGAUCUCCUUUUAUACUUUUAGGUUAAUCAUAUGGAGAAGGAGCUGCUGCAUUUGUUCGACGCCGCCAAGAAAGCGGCCGAUGUGGCCACCUCCGACGCCGUUUCCUCCAACUCCUCCGAGGUUUCCAGAUGCGUCGACGCCUUGAACCGGCUCAAGGAUUUCCCCGUCAGUUACGAUACCCUUGUUUCUUCUCAGGUUGGAAAAAAGCUGCGGCUUCUCACGAAGCAUCCUAGAGAGAAAAUCAAGACUGUGGCUUCUGACUUGCUUGAGUUGUGGAAGAAAAUUGUUAUUGAGGAGACUACCAAUAAGAAAAACGGCACCACUAGUGCUGUCAAGGUAGAGAAGCUUCCAAAGCCAAGUGCUGUCAAGUCUGAAAAGCGCUCCAGUACAGAAUCUGUGAAGGUUGAGAAGUCUAAAAGUGAUUCUGUAAACUCCGUCAGAGUUGAGAAAAAGGUGGCGAAUGGAGAUACUGCAAUAUCUGAGAAGACAGAUCUAGGUAAGGUUGAAACAAUUUAUAAGGAUGAGAGACAAGCGUCGAAUGUCAAGAAACCAUAUCAGGCUCUUGCUGGUCCUCCAAAGUUGACAUCAUUGGUCAAAUGUAAUGAUCCUUUGCGUGACAAGUUCCGGGAGAUUCUUGUAGAGGCCUUGUCUAAAGUUGCCAGCGAGGCCGAUCAGGACAUCUUGGAUCAAGUGAAUGCUGCUGACCCUAUCCGGGUUGCUGUAUCUGUUGAAUCUGUGAUGUUUGAGAAGAUGGGUAAAUCAAAUGGUGCCCAAAAGUUUAAGUACAGAUCUAUAAUGUUCAACAUUAAGGAUCCAAAGAAUCCAGAUUUGAGGAGGAAGGUUCUUCUGGGCGAAGUGAAGCCAGAAAGACUCAUUACCAUGACCCCAGAGGAAAUGGCCAGUGACGAGAGGCAACGUGAAAAUAAAGAAAUUAAAGAUAAGGCUUUAUUUGAUUGUGAGCGUGGUGGUGCACUUAAGGCCACGACAGAUCAAUUCAAGUGCGGGCGAUGUGGUCAACGCAAGACCACAUACUAUCAAAUGCAGACCAGGAGUGCAGAUGAACCUAUGACAACCUAUGUAACAUGCGUAAACUGCAACAAUCAUUGGAAAUUCUGUUAGUGGAACCCAAAGAUCCCGUCAUUCAUGCAGUGAAGGUGUAAGGUUGAUCAUCUCCGAAGCUUCAUUCUGUUUAUCUUUGUUUGUGGAUUGAGUUUUAAAUAAUAGUUUACAUAAAUGCAUAUUUAUCUGCACUGCAAUAGGUCCUUUCUUAGGGAUAACUAGGUGUUUGAGGGAUGAUUGUGCCAAAAGCAUAACUCAGCUUGUUUCAAAUCUUAGGUACUUCCAUAUCUCUCCCAUUCUUCCAGCAACAGUGGCUUGUCUUUCAGAUGUAUCAUUCCAAAGGGUAGGGAGGAUGGUAGUGGUAGAAUUAGACCUUCUUGAUUUCUUAAUGUACCAAUUAACACUGCUAUGAACCCAUGCUUUGAUUUU